Molecule: messenger RNA, 544 nt
Organism: Thermothielavioides terrestris NRRL 8126
Lineage: Eukaryota; Fungi; Ascomycota; Sordariomycetes; Sordariales; Chaetomiaceae
Exons: 1
Coding region: 103-282 (59 amino acids)
Source: RefSeq, a predicted model, not a curated record
UGGGAAGGAAGAAAGGAUCUGAGCGGCAGGAGGAGCGAGGCUUUAUACACACCAUCAUCGCCCCUCGUCAGGCUUGCUUGCUAGUCUGGAAUCUGGCAUCACAUGGGGGUCAAGCGAUACGUCAUACAUGGGAUGCUCCGUCCUCCUGGCGAUCGGAUGAAACUGCUUUGCGGUUGUUGGAGCUCCCAGACUGAACGGAAGGCCAGCGAAGACGGGGACCUUGCAGGCCACACGGGGCACGGUGUGACGUCAAAGAUGCUUGAGCUCGGUCUUGUCACAUAGGACAACCGCAAACGUUGUAGUGUAAACUCAGCUCUACGGCCAGGGUAGCUCGGAUACAUGCUGAAGUAAGCUCCAUCCUGCCUCCUCAUUGGCGUCCCCGCUGUGACUCCGGCCUGGUUCGUGGCCUUCAAGUGCCCUUUUUUUCACUCGCUGUAACCUCGGCAUAACCACGCACAUUCCUCAGCCGACUGAGCAAGGCCGUCUUCUCCUCUGUCCUUCUCUUCUCGGCUUGCGCCCACAGUAACUCCAGAAUCGAUGACGU